Pundamilia nyererei is the source of this 3056-nucleotide messenger RNA. Its product is annotated as zinc finger protein 708-like. The transcript is spliced from 6 exons. The record is from RefSeq and is a predicted model, not a curated record. Gene Ontology annotation, cellular component: nucleus. The coding region runs from base 281 to 2494 and encodes 737 amino acids. Gene Ontology annotation, biological process: regulation of transcription by RNA polymerase II. NCBI's taxonomy places the organism in Eukaryota, Metazoa, Chordata, Actinopteri, Cichliformes, Cichlidae. Gene Ontology annotation, molecular function: RNA polymerase II cis-regulatory region sequence-specific DNA binding; DNA-binding transcription factor activity, RNA polymerase II-specific.
CAGACGCUCUGGGUGCGCACGCUCAGUUAAUUUGUUGAGCGCUUCACCUUUCCUCCAGCAGGUGGCGGUCUACCACGAAGGAGAAGAAGAGAGAUUCGCCUUCUGACCCGGAAGUAACCAUCGCGUCAGACCGCCAUGUUGGUAGCAAAGAGAGCGGGGAAUCAUCCCGCGGAGAGCGUAUUCGUCUGACCUCUGACCCGGGCCGGCUGACCCGAACCCUCCUCGGUCGGUUCGUCCUCCGAAAACGUGUGCGCGCGGACCGGCACGGGACAAAGACAACAUGGCAGCCCUGAGCACGUUCUCUUCGCAGGUGGAGCUGAUCAUGGAGGUAGCCGUGGGGAGCGCUGUGCACGAGUUGGGGAGGGAGGGCGCGCGAGCGGAGCACGGCCAGGCUCACCUGUCCAUCGUGCUGGGGGGCGUGGCCAGAGAGGCAGUCCGUAAAAUCUGCAGAGUCUUCAGGGAGCUGUAUGCAAGCGUAGAGGUGGAAAAUGAAGCUCUCAGGGCAGAACUGAGUUGCCUCGAAAACACACCCGGCGCUUCGAGGAUGGCCAAAUCGGCGGUGAAGUUCAGCCCGGCAGAUGCACCCACCCUGUCUCUGGAUGUCCAAUCAGCUGCUGCCACUGCUGCUGUGGCUGUGGUCAUCCUCAGCCCGCCGGUGCACGCACCAGUCACAGGCCAAAACAAUCUGACCGCACUGCAGAAUGGUGCUGUGAGUGUUUUGGACAUGACGCACUUCUCUGCAGAUCCUCAGGUGUCACGUGAUAUGAUCCAGCCUGCAGAUGUGACAUCACUUCCUGACUGUGAGGAUCAGCCGGCCGCUGAGCUUCCAGGUGAUGAAACCCACGAAGAGCAGUGUGACGCUGCAGCAGAGACGAAGUCUGAACCUGCAGAACAGAAACAUGAUGAUCAGCAGGUGCCCGGGGGUCCGACAGGUGUGAGCGAGGAACAGCAGAAGGAGCAGGAGAGGAGGCGGAGGAGGGAGCUGUACAAGGAGAAGAGGUUUUUCUGCGAGCUGUGUGACAAAGGCUUCCAUCAGAAGCACCAGCUGCUGAAGCACGCCGCGUGCCACCUGAAGCCGUUCCCCUGCAGCUCCUGCGACAAAGGUUUCUACAAAGCGCAGACGCUGCAGCGCCACCUGCUCGCCCACCGUCUCCGCGAGGCGCAGGAGAGCGACCCAGACAAGCUGUUGCGCUGUGACCAAUGCGACAGGAAGUUCAGGCUGCCACGUCAGCUUCGAGCGCACCAGGCCUGUCACCGGCUUGAGAAAACGCCACUCAAGUGCUACGCAUGUGACCGCACCUUUACCUCCAGUGGGGCACUGCGAUACCACGAGGUGUCGCACUCCAAAGUCAAGCCCUUCAUGUGCGACGUCUGCGGAAAGAGCUUUACGCGCAAGAAGAGCCUGCGGGAGCACCAGACCGUGCACACCGGGGCACGGCCGUACUCCUGCCAGACCUGCGCCAAGAGCUUCUCCACCGCCAGCAACCUGCGCGUGCACAAAAGGUCGCACUCCGAGGAACGCCCGUACAAGUGCGACGAGUGCGACAAGGCAUUCAAGUGCCGGAUGGGGCUGCUGCAGCACCGUGUGGUCCACUCGGGAGAGAAACCCUUUACUUGUCCCACCUGUGGCCUGAGCUUCGGCCUCAAAUACAACUUCCAGAGACACCUGAGGCUCCACAGCGGGGAGAAGCCCUUCAGGUGUGAUCAGUGUGGCGAAGGCUUCACGGGGACCUGGGCUCUGAAGACUCACAUGCUUGUUCACGGCGUGGCAAAGCCGUUCAUGUGCGACCUGUGCGGAAAGACGUUCUUCUACAACUGCCAGCUGCAGAAGCACCAGCAGCUGGUUCACGGCAGCGGUGGCGAUCGGGGAAAGUCCGGCGGGGAGGCGGGCAGGCGGCGGUCCACCGGAGUCAAACCGUUCAGCUGUAAAGUCUGUCCAAAGAGCUUCAGCAGCAGCAGCUCGCUGCGCACGCACGAGAAGAGCCACGCCCAAAACAAAGAGUUCACCUGCGACACAUGUGGGAAAGCCUUCCACCUGCGUCACCUGUACCUGUACCACCUGAGGCAGCACAGCGGCGACCGGCCACACGUCUGCGCUGUCUGUCACAAAGGCUUCCUGCUGGCAUCGCAGCUGAAGCAGCACGAGCUUCUGCACACAGGUGUCAAACCUCACCGCUGCGAGCACUGCGGCAAAGAGUUCAGGACGCCUCAGAACUACCACCGCCACCUGCUGGUGCACACCGGCGAGAAGCCGUACGAGUGCGCUGUGUGUGGCCGGAAGUUCCGCCAGUCCAACCAGCUGAAGUCUCACAUGCAGAUCCACACCGGUGUCAAGCUGUACUCGUGCGAACGCUGUGGGCGGGGCUUCUCCGACUCACGCCAGCUCAAGAAACACCGCUGUGGAGACAGCGAGCACGACUCGCGCGAUUCUGCCAGCAAGCACAGGAAGCAGACGGACGCGUUCCCAUGGACGCACGAAUUCACGGCACAGUGACACAGAAACAGGCCAGCGGGAAAACCCAGACAAUUCCCGCUGAGUCCACCCCCCGCGACUGUGUCCGGCACAUCAACAUCAAAUUGUGUUUAGGGAGUGUGUCCAUCCACCUCUUGAAGCCGGCAUUGAUUGGCUGGUUUGUUCCUUUGGCGUUUCUGUUUUUUUUAUCCCCUGUUAAAGUCAGCGACACAGAAAAUGUUUGAUCUCUGCUGCAAAACCACCUCGCACACUCCCCUGAUGCCCCCGCAUGUCUCGGGUUGAAAUCUAAAACAAAGGUAAAGAGUAGCUGGGCCCUGACAGCAUCUCCAGCCUUAGGAGGUAAAAUGACAACUCUUCUAAAUGGACUUUGACUCUCACCUGGCGUCUCACCUGGUCAUGGUGAUUUAAGUUCAGCUGCCAAAAUCAAACAGACCUUGACCUCAGUCAGUGACAGAAGAGGAAUCAGAUGAAAGCAGCUCUAAUAAACAUUUACUUUCUGUUUCAUCUGUGAAAAAAUGACUUUGCUGUGUUUCAGUGUGUAGAAUAAAACUCCUCCUCCUUUGACUGACGAGCUUUUAUUGGA